Molecule: messenger RNA, 5543 nt
Organism: Dioscorea cayenensis subsp. rotundata (Guinea yam)
Lineage: Eukaryota; Viridiplantae; Streptophyta; Magnoliopsida; Dioscoreales; Dioscoreaceae
Product: disease resistance protein RPP8-like
Exons: 11
Coding region: 2450-4225 (591 amino acids)
Biological process (GO): defense response to other organism
Molecular function (GO): ADP binding
Source: RefSeq, a predicted model, not a curated record
UUCUUUGCUACAAAUACAAGCAAGCAUCUCUUUAAAGUUUAAAAGAGACAUAUUGAGAUGGUUAUGAAUAUAUCAUAGAUAGACUCUCGCCAAAACCCUAACCCUAAUUCCCGGCCCAGCUUCUCCUCCAGCGAUAAUGAGAUUUCACACCAAUCUCUUCAACCAAACCUCUUCUCUGACCCUUAACAAUUGCGAUGAUGAAGACGAUGAUGAUGAUGAGACCGAAACCCUAAUUUCCUCCUCCACCGACUCAUCGGACGGCAUUAAUCUAAGGAAGAUGGUGGAGAAAUUGAUGGUCAAGGAGAGCUUCGCCGUGGUGAAGAGAUCCGACGAGAUCCAUGGCGGAGAUGAUUGUGGAGAAGUUGUACGAGCCCCUUGCUCUGGAGGAGCUCUUGCAUUGCCUUCUCUUUUUCUCACAUCACCACCACCGCAUCAUCAUCUCCACCUUCUCCGAGAUCUGGGAUGCUCUCUUUCUGACCACCACCACUGGCAAGCAACACCCUUGAGGGAUGCUGGAUAUCAAUCUCUUUAGGGCCAUGAAAGGCUUCGAUUCCGAGCCCAUCCGCGAGUCUCAGCGCCGCCGUUUCGCCAGUGUCAAGGUCAUCAACGAGGUCAUCAGCCUUAACAAAGAAUGGCGGCAACAUCAAUUCGAGUUGGAGAUUCUCAGAAAAGACUUCAAUGGAAUCAACAAGGGGUUGCACGUCUCAAAAUUGUGAAGGAGGAUGCGACGGAGAUGAUAAACAGCACUAAUGGAAACAAGAAAUUAACUGCAAAGAAGGAGAUUGAGAUUCAAUAGGCGAAGGCUACCUUGAUUCUAAGCUCGAGACAAUUGGCAAUCUUGUGCAUGACUCUGGUAGCAAUGAUGAGGCAAACAAUGAAAUAGUUCGAGUAUGGGGUGAUAGACGUAUGGAAGACAAGUUGAAGGAUCAUGUUGAUCUUGUCAAGCUUCUUGACAUUGCUGAUCUUGAGAAAGGAACAAUACCUUUUUUUCCUGUGUUUUGUUUACCUAUUGUAGUAUUUCAGUAAUCCCUAUCUUAUAAAGGCUGAGGAGGCUGGUGAUGUCCCUUCUCUUUUCUAUUGUUUUUCCUUUUUCUCAUCUGUUUGUAGUUUGUAUUAUGGCUUUUCAGUAUCAAAAAAUUUGCUGUAUUCUUCUUUCUUGUGGAUCGUAAGUUGGUGCUUCUUGUGAAAAUGUGAUUAUCUAUUGACUUUCUGUUGCCUCUUGCAUGUUUGUUGCUUGUUCAUUAUGUGCCUGUGGGGGUGGGCGUAGGGUGUGGGGUGUUCCCUCCUAUCUUUUCCUUGACUUCUCCCAGAUGCCUAAAGAACAUAAACAAAACUGUUGAUGUUUUAGCCUCUAAGCUGUCUUACAGCUAUGAACUUUCGAAUAGUCUUGCUGAAAUUCAUGGCUCGAGGUUUUCGAAUUCAGUGCAACAAGUGUGCUGCCAUAGUUCGCCUGCUUCUUGGGGAAAUUCUAGAGAGGACUAUCUUCAUGCAGAAAGGUAUGAAGAAGGCAUUGACACCCUACUUUGAACUAACUAAUGUGAGUUCUUUUCUUUUUAUGUGAGGAAGUUGAAGAAGAGGACCAUGGAGGCUCUAGAAGUGGUUGCAUUUUUUUUUAAUUUAUCACAACCAAAUGACUACAACAAGAAUCAGGUACGGUGUGUUGUUUUGAUUUUGUUCACUUGGAUAAAUAAAAGGUGCAUUAAUAGUGGCGUUGGUUUAACAUUUCUUAUUUUAAAUUUUUUAAGAAAAUUAGCUAGAAUCACUAGCUUUGGGGUUAAUGGUGGUUCUGUGUUCUAUUGUUUGAUUUUUUUUUUUGUUUCUAAAUGUUUUGGUGUAUUGGUAGUCAGAGUUUAGAUCAAAGUGUUUUGAAUAAUUUAUCUGGUUAACUUUGAAUUUUUAGAACAGUGAUACUGUACAAAUUGAAAAAGAUGAACAUACACAUUAGGUAAUAGAGCUGGCCAUGUUAGGUGAACCUCUUUAGCAUUAACCACUCAUUGUUACUACUCAAUGUUAUGCUUCAAUAGACUUUCUACUACUGUCAACAGUCCAUACCAUGUAAAAGUUUAGUACAUAUCUAAAGUCCUUUCUAAUGAUUAUUUAAGUGAAUUAUGUCCAAGUAUUUGAUAAGAUCAGUAUUCAGUGGUUUGUGUCAUACUUAACAGUGGUGGUAGGAUUACUCAAGUUGAUUUUUAUUUCUUAUAUUCAUAUUAUUUUCUAUAUGUUGAGCUCCAUAGUGUCCAUGUGCACGUCAAGAAGAUUGUCCAAGGAAGUUUUAAUUCAUUCCAAGCACUGUACAAGUCUUUUCUAGAAGAGUAUGUACGCAUAUGAAGGAUUGUACAAGUCUUUUCUAGAAGAGUACGCAUAUGAAGGAUUGCUAAAAGUUUAUUCUUUUUCUCAGUAGAAAGUAUCAAUUAAACAGGAGAAGAAGAAGGAGGACAGGGACAAAUCAAUGGCUGAGGCUGCAGUGGGUUUUGUAGUCCGGAAACUAGGUGAACUGUUAGCUCAAGAAGCCAUCAAUUUAUAUGGAGUGAGAGGCGAAGUGGAGUGGUUGAAAAGAGAACUGGGGAGAAUGCAGUGCUUCUUAAAGGAUGCAGAUGCAAAGAAGAAGAAGGGUGAUGAUGAAAGGGUCAAGCACUGGGUCACAGAGAUGAGAGACCUUGCUUUUGAUGCUGAGGACGCUAUUGACACUUUCAUGUAUUCCAAGCUCCGAAGACCAGAGAGGGAUGGCUGCAUUGCCUUCAUUGAGAGGUUUGUAUUUAUAUUUGAUGAAUUGGUCAGUAGACACAAGGUUCAUGUGGAUGUUAAGGGGAUAAAAGCUAAGUUGCACGAGUUAUCUGAAAGUAGAGAUGUAUAUGGCAUUUCUAAUAUAGGUGAAACAAUUGGCACAACUAGUCAAUCUAGAAGUCAAAAUGUGAUCCCUAUAUUGCCCCAACUGAGUGAUGACAUUGAUAUGGUUGGCUUUGAUGAUGAGAAGAAAAAGAUUGUGCAUGAGUUGGUUGACAUAAACAAUGCAAAUCGGUCAGUGAUCUCUAUGGUGGGUAUGGGUGGUUUGGGAAAGACCACUCUUGCUAAAUCUGUUUAUAAUGAUUUUGAAGUCAAGAGAAGUUUUGAUAUAUUUGCAUGGGUAAUCAUAUCUCAAGAAUAUACCAUCCAUGAGGUUUUAAAGAGAAUCAAAUCAGAAGUUUCAGCAACUCCAUUAGCUGACACAAUCCAAGACCUCUCGGUUGCUAUUUCUGAAAAAUUGAAGAAAGGCAAGUACUUGAUCGUUCUUGAUGAUGUUUGGAAAGAAGAUGCAUGGACUGAAUUACUAAAGGUAUUUCCAGAUGUUAAUAAUGGAAGCAGAGUUAUUAUCACCACUCGCUUCUUAAAUGUUGCUAAGAUUGCAGAUCCUACCAUCCAACCUCAUGAAUUGCGUUUGUUAAAUAUAAAAGAGAGCAAGGAAUUGUUUCUUCGCAAGGUCUUCCCAAGACAAAAUACUGAAACAUGUUGUUCUGACGACUUACUUGAUUCUGCUCAUCAGCUUGUUAAGAGGUGUGGAGGUCUACCACUAGCACUAGUAGUUCUUGGAGGUCUUGUCUCAACUAAGCCACAAACUAAAGAUGCAUGGCAGAAAGUUGUUGAGAGCAUGAAAAGGCAAUUUGUGAAAGGUGGAGAUAAGUGUUUGGAAAUACUUGCAUUGAGUUAUAAUGAUUUGCCACAUUAUUUGAAAUCAUGUUUUCUUUAUUUUGGUUGCUUCGGAGAGGACAUGAAUAUUCCUUCAAAAACAGUAAUUAGAUUGUGGUCAGCAGAAGGUUUCUUACCAACAGAAAAUGGUAAAACCAUAGAAGAAUCUGGAUUUGAUUGUCUGGUGGAGUUGGCACAACGAUGUUUAAUUCAAGUUACCGAGCAUGAAUAUGAUGAUGGUGUAAAAUAUUGUCAAAUCCAUGAUCUUUUGCGUGACAUGUGCAUUUCAGAAGCCAAAGAUAACAGAUUUCUUGAAAUCUACCAGAAUGACACUGUUGAUCGUGCGACAAUGCCAAAUGCAGCCCGACGACUGAUCAUAUUUAAUGAGAUUAAGACUCUAAACUAUUCUAACUCAAAGUUGCGGGGUCUAUUCUACAGCCUUGGAUCUUAUCAACGUCUGGAUUUCGCAGCUCUGAAUGGACAGCUUGGCAAAUUUAAAUUAUUAAGAGUGCUUUAUGUGAAUAAGUUGGUUAUAUCAGAAUUCCCAAGUGAAAUCAAAUAAUUAAUUCAUUUAAGAUAUCUUGAGUUGCAUGUUGGGCGUCUGAAGGAAGUUCCAUCAUGGAUUGGUGAUCUCCGCAAUCUCCAAACUUUUAUUAUACAUGGAUUUUCUGAAAAGAUACCAGAUUCACUCUGGACAAUUGCUAAUCUCAGGCAUGUUUAUCUAGAAGGUACAUCAACGGGUGUUCCUCUAAAUAUGGGAAAUGAUGUACCAAAGAAUUUGCAAACUUUAGUUGGGUUAAAUGCUGGACAAUGGAUAGAGAAUUCACUUCCAAAGCUCGCAAACCUAUUUGAAUUGAGCAUUAAUGAAGUCCCUAAUAAGCAUGUGGAUGCCCUAGCUUCAUCACUCCAGAAUUUGGGUCGUCUUGCCUCCUUUUCUAUAAUUAAUUAUCCUUAUAAUGAAAAUGCAAUUCGUUUGGACAACAUCAUUACAGCCUUUUCCAAUCAACACUGCCUCAAGAAAUUGUAUCUUAAAGGAUGUUUAAAAAGUGAACAUCUUCCGGAUAAUGAUGUAUUUCCUCAACAACUAGUGGAACUAUAUCUGUCAUAUGUUGGAUUGAAGCAAGACCCAAUGGCAACACUAGAGAAGCUGACAUGUCUCAAACAUCUACGACUCGAUCGUGCAUAUAGAGGCAAAAAGAUGAAAUGUUCAGCAACAGGUUUCCCACAACUGUUAUCCUUGAGAAUUUCGUGUCUUGAUAAACUUGAGAAGUGGAAGAUUGAGGAGAACGCAAUGUCAUGCCUCAAGUUUUUGGGGAUCUACGAUUGUUGUGGGUUGAAGAUGAUUCCAGAAGGACUGAAGAAUGUGCCACUUCGUCAAUUGAAAUUAUCAGAUAUGUCUGAAGUAUUGGUGACUAGGAUUAAGGAGAAUACAGGAGAAGACUGGUACAAAAUACAACAUGUGCCCAACAUCUCCAUUAAAUAAUAAUAUUAAGAUAAAGAAAUUGCUGAAGAAAUUGAUGAAGAAAUCGCUAAUUCCUUUAAUUAUUUGGUAUAACUUUUGAUUUCUACUAUUACAUUUCCAUUUAAUAGUAAAAAGCAAAAAAAUACAUACAUGGAUUAUUUGUAUAGGGUUGUGUCAAUGAGGAGUGCUUUUGGACUUCAAAGGAGCUCCAUAUGAAGUUAGCAACCAAGGAAGCAUACAUGAAGUUUCUUAUAUAUGAACUCUACUUAAAUAAUUGAUGUUUGUGUGGAUGUCGCUUAUUUUAUUCAUGUAAUGUUAUUUGAGUUUGGUACUUUGUGGUUAUAUGCCCAAACAUUUAUGUGUGUAUUUGUGAUUUUAUUUUGCAACGUAAUUGGAUUUGGUACUAUGCCAUUUUAUA